Messenger RNA from Cloeon dipterum, 5104 nucleotides. Its product is annotated as dual oxidase 2-like. Gene Ontology annotation, biological process: response to oxidative stress; defense response; superoxide anion generation. The record is from RefSeq and is a predicted model, not a curated record. Gene Ontology annotation, molecular function: superoxide-generating NAD(P)H oxidase activity; calcium ion binding; peroxidase activity. Bases 24 to 4916 code for a protein of 1630 amino acids. The transcript is spliced from 29 exons. Lineage: Eukaryota; Metazoa; Arthropoda; Insecta; Ephemeroptera; Baetidae. Gene Ontology annotation, cellular component: NADPH oxidase complex; plasma membrane.
UUUUGUUUAGGCGUUGUUGGAAAAUGGGGUGGCUGACGAAAAUCAGCCUCGUUCCCCUGCUUUUCCUGAUCGCCAUCAAUUACUGCGAUGCCCAGGUACCCACACCGCAAGCACCAGUCGUGGCACCCCCACCAGAUCCGAGGGAAAAACCUCCCAAUGGCCGGUGGAUCAAGGACAGGGAUCCUAGCUUGAAGACCGGACUGGCAGAAUGGCUUCUUACCGGCUGCUGGGACGAUUCGGGCAGUAGCUGCAGCGCAGCCCCUGAACCCCAACACGCCGAAUACCCAGGAUAUGAUGGCUGGUACAACAACUUGGCACACCCUGAGCUCGGAGCUGCUGACACCCCUUUGCUCCGUCGGACCCCUGCAUUCUACGAGGACAGUGUUUACAAGCCCGUGAGUGGUCGCCCCAACCCUUUCAACCUGAGCAUGCAAUUGCUGACGGGACCGAUCGGCUCAAAAUCCAGGACUGGAAAAACUGCCCUUUUGGUUUUCUUUGGCCAGCAAAUGGUGGAGGAAAUUUUGGACGUACAGCGGCCAGGUUGUCCGCCGGAAUACUUCAACAUCCCGAUUCCAGAAGGGCACGAGUACCGAGAGCACAGCCCGCACCACACGGAAAUGCCAUUUUUGCGGUCCAGAUUUGACAUGCGAACCGGAUUCUCGCCCAACAACCCCCGCCAGCAGUUGAACGAGAUAACGCCCUACAUCGACGGCGGUCUGACGUACGGCGUGACAAAGGCUUGGGCCGACCAGUUGCGCGUCAGGGAGGACGGCACCCUCGAGAAAGACGGUCUCCUGGCCUCGGCAGGAGACGAAGGACUCUACCCUGCGUACAACAAACAACGUCUGCCCAUGGCCAACCCGCCGCCGCCAGCAUUUCACGGGAGAUGGGUCAAGCAGCACGAGACGGCGAACGUCAAUAGAUUUUUCAAACUGGGAAAUCCCCGCGGCAAUGAAAACCCUUUCCUCUUGACCUUUGGCAUCGUAUGGUUCCGCUGGCACAACGUUUUGGCCAAGGUUCUCAAGAAGAAUCACGGAAAUUGGUCCGACGAAAAGAUUUUCAAUGAGGCCCGCAAAUGGUUGAUAGCGACACAUCAAAGUAUCGUCAUGUACGAGUGGCUGCCAUCCUGGCUCGGCCAACAACUCGACAAUUACACAAGGUACGAUCCCUCAGUGGACCCGCAAAUCGAUCAUUUUUUCCAAACGUCGGCGAUGCGGUUCGGUCACACACUUGUCGUUCCUGGCGUUUACAUGCGCGACUACGCCGAGAGCGGCUGCAAAGUCAUCGUAGAGCAAAGAGUCGUGCGCACCUGCCAAUUCUUCUGGAGACCUCAGGAGCCAAUGCUAUUGAACGUUUCUAGUACCAUUCGCAAAGAGGGCGACAUUGACCGACUCCUCAUGGGAAUGGCCAGUCAACUUUCGGAAGCUGAGGACCACGCAAUCGUCGAGGACCUUAGGGGCCGGGUUUUUGGACCUCUCGAAUUUUCUCGUCGCGAUUUAAUGGCAGUCAACAUCCAAAGAGGCCGCGACCACGGCAUUCCGGACUUCAACACCGCCAGGGAAGCCUACGGUUUGCACAGAUACACCAGCGAAAAUAACUUCACCAGGGUUAAUGAGACGAUAAAACAAGAAUUGAAGAGGUUGUACACCAAAGAAGGCGACACAGGGUCUGAAUGGCUCAACCGCAUCGACGUGUGGAUUGGCGGAAUUCUGGAAACGACAGACACGCCUGGAGAGCUUUUCUCUGCAGUCAUCAAAGACCAAUUCACGCGGAUCAGAAACGGAGACAGGUUUUGGUUCGAGAACAAGUACAAUAAGCUUUUCACCGCAGAUGAAAUCGAACGAAUUAAGAAAAUCAGGCUUAGGGAUAUCCUAAUGAGCGUGACGCACAUGAAAGACGAAGACAUGCAACAAAAUCCGUUUCUCGCGCCGACGGACGCAGAGCUCCCUGCUAAUUGUCGGACCAACAAUGAAUUCGAAAACGGACAAUGCACAGGAACGAGUACCGGAGCAUGUCGGCAUUUACCACCUCUCACUGACAACUUAGUUGAAAAAUGCUCUGCUCCAGAAACGUACGACUAUUUCUCAAACAGCGAGGGUUCGUACAUCGCCACUUUUGCAGGGUUAGCAGCGGUUAUCGUAGGAAUGGUUGGAGUAAUGUUCCUGAAAAUCCAUAUAAAAAACAGAACGUCCAAUUCACCCAAGCAAAGAAAACUAGACAAAAAUGUGAAAAACCUAAACAAAUACAGGUUUUUUACAACUCAUGAAUGGGUCAGCAAAAAAAUCGGCUACGAAGAACGAAUUUUGGUCCUAAAUAUGGAUGCCAAGGAGAUUCAAGUCUGCUGCCCAACCGUUGGCAGUCUUUUGCACAAAAUUCCCGUGUGUUCCCAAACCAAGAUAACGGUUCACAAAUUUUCGGACAACUUGCACGUCAUGAUUCGGGCCAAAAACUUGUACGACCUGGUUGUCAAGUUUGAGAAGCUUUUCGACUGUUAUCAAUUCUUAGCCGAAUUGGACAAAUUUAUCGAGAGUUUGGGAUCUUCGUCAGAAACGUUGUUGACACCCAUCAAAAUGAUGCAAACUGAAACUGUGACAAGAGACAAAAGGAAAAAGAGCUUGGAGUCAUUUUUCAAAAGCAUUUUGUACCAGUUGGAGAAAAAAUCUCAAGAGCCAGGGUUCUUCAAACAAUCGCCUGGCGCAAAAAUCGAAGCCUCUGCAAUGAACUUGGAAAUCACCCUCAACGAGUUUGCUGAGUAUUUAACAAUGACAUCAGAAUCCGAGUUUAUAUCCAAGAUGUUCAACUUGAUGGAUAAAGAUAAAAAUGGGUUCGUUUCCUUCCGCGAGUUUUUCGAGUUAUUCGUGAUUUUCAAAAAAGGCUCUAUCGAGGACAAAAGUGAUCUGCUCUUUGACAUGUACGACAUAGAUCAGAACGGCGAACUGUCCAAAGAAGAAUUUAUCAAUAUGCUAAAAUCUCUUUUGGACAUUGCUAAAGUCGAAGUGGCGGAGAGCUUGGAAUCUGCUGUGAUUGCCAUGGUCAAGGCGUCAGGAUUGGAAAACAAAAAAAUUUACACAAAGAAGGACUUCCAGAGGUUCAUGACCACGCAGGGGAGCAGGAUCAGCACGCUAAAUGUGAACGUGAACGCCGAGGACCAUGCACAGGAAGAAGGAUAUUCCAGAACACGGCGGGAAUCAAUUAUGAGCAUUUACGGCGAUCCUCGCCAGCUGGCUGCCGAAAUUAAAAACGCGAAUGCGCGGAAAGAAUCUCCUCAGAUCAUCAAGGACGAACACGCGAUUCCGAGAAAGCAGUCUGACGAUGUGGACGAGAAAGCACCGUGGAUCAAGCGAACGUUUACCCUGUUGAAGAAGUCAGCCGAGAACUGUCAAAUGCACAUUUUCUGGGCAACCCUGUACACCCUGGUGCUGAUUUGCAUUUUCGCCGAACGAGCCUACUAUUACUCGGUUGAGCGGGAACACGGAGGACUGCGUCAAAUCGCGGGCUACGGCGUGACGGUGACGCGCGGAGCAGCCUCCGCGAUGAUGUUCACAUACUCGACCCUGUUGGUCACAAUGUGCAGAAACACGAUCACUUUCCUGCGAGAAACCUGGCUCAGCCGCUUCAUCCCGUUCGACUCGGCCAUUCAAAUGCACAAAUACAUCGCUAUGUGGGCGCUUGCCUUCACUAUAAUGCACGCCAUUGGCCACGCGAUCAACUUCUACCACAUCGCCACGCAGACAUCAAACGAUUUGACUUGCCUGUUCAGAAACUUUUUCCAUGCGACGCACGAAAUUCCAAAGUUCCACUAUUGGUGUUGGCAAACCAUAACCGGAGUGACGGGGAUAUUGCUAACGAUCAUCACCGCUCUGAUUUACAUUUUCGCCACGCCGUACUCGCGCACGAACUUGCACAAUUGGUUUUGGAACACACACAAUCUGUACCCGAUUUUCUACGCCCUCUGCAUCCUCCACGGCGCCGGCAGAUUGGUCCAGGAACCAUUCUUCUACUACUUCUUCCUGGGCCCGUGCGUUUUAUUCAUUCUGGACAACCUGGUCACAAUGAGCCGCAAAAAGGUCGAAAUCCCCAUCGUCCAAGUGCAAAUUCUUCCUUCAGAGGUGACGAUGCUGAGAAUCGUCAAGCCGUCGAAUUUCAACUACAAAUCCGGUCAGUGGGUUCGCAUCGCAUUGCCGGAAUUCAAUUCCUCCGAGUACCACCCGUUCACCCUGUCGUCCGCACCCAGUGAGGAACACCUCUCGCUGCACAUCAGGGCGGUGGGCCCGUGGACCUGGAAUUUGAGACGCAUGGCCGAAACACUGGGCACUUCCUCCGCCCUUCCCAAGGUGUAUAUCGAUGGGCCAUACGGUGAGAGUCACCAGGAUUGGUACACGUUUGACGUUGCCGUUUUGGUCGGCGGCGGUAUUGGGGUCACCCCUUUCGCGUCCAUAUUGAAGGACAUAGUUUACAAUGCCAACAUCAAGACAAAGGUUUCUGGCUUCAAGUGCAAGAAGGUUUAUUUCUUCUGGGUGACUAAAACCCAGAAGCACUUUGAGUGGCUUGUGGACAUCAUUCGCGAGUUGGAAAGUGUUGAUUCUAAACUGAUCGUGUCAGUCCACAUUUUUGUCACGCAGUUCCACGAGAAAUUCGACAUGCGAACCAUGCUCUUGUACAUCUGUGAGCGUCACUUCCAAAGAGCGAGCGGCAGGUCAUUGUUCACCGGACUGAAAGCAAAAACGCACUUUGGAAGGCCGAACUUCCGCAAAAUGUUCUUGGCCCUGAACGAAUACCAUGCCAACGCGAAGAAGAUCGGAGUUUUUAGCUGCGGCCCGCCUUCGCUGACAAACGCGGUCAACAUUGGUGCUGCGGAAGCCAACGCCCAAGCAGCCGCCGGACCAGUCAUUGAACAUCACUUUGAGAAUUUCUAAACUGUUUCAGUUACAUAAUAUCUCAUUACUGCUUGUGCAUUUCAAUGUAAGGCCAAACAACCGAAUUCUGGUCAAUUUGUUUGCUGUUGUCUGCAUGCUUAUUACGGUUCUAUUUAUAGUUUGUGUGUUUUGAUGCAAAUGUCUCGCUUUAGCCGGAAUAAAAUAUUGCAUUUAUUUCUAACAUAGAA